CUUGGCGACAUUCCAGCAGCAGCAGCAGCAAACGGGUACGUCGUACGUAGAGAGAGACCGAUCCGAGUCAUAUAUAUAUAUAAAAAGAGCUGAGGAUCGGAGAUCGAUGACGACCUUCCCCGAUCGAUCCACCAUGAUGAGCCGGAUACACCCUUCCGAGACCAGGCCUCCUCUUCACCACCGCGCCGGAGAUGAUGCCCUGCACUACACGGUGUGGAAGAGGUCCAGCAUGGGCUUCCAAGGCACCGACGGCUUCUCCGUCUACGACGCCGCCGGCGCCCUCGCGUUCCGCGUCGACAACUACUCCCGCCGCCGCAAGCUCUUCACCGGCGAGCUGCUCCUCAUGGAUGGGCUGGGCUCGCCUCUCCUCGCCCUCAGACCACAGAUUUUCAGCAUGCACGACCAAUGGAAUUGCUACAAAGCAUCAGAAGAAGGCCAAGGCAAGAGGACAAGAUCACAGCAGCUCUUCUCAAUGAGAAAAUGCUCCGUUUUGCAAAAAGGUCACGAAGCAGAAGUGCUCAUGUCAGGAUGCACAACAAGCGCAUCAGAUCGCCACACGGAGCAUGCUCCCAGCUUCUGGGUUGAGGGUUGCUUCAGGAGAAGAAGCUGCAAGAUCCACAAUAGCAACGGCGAGGAGGUGGCCAGGAUAAUGAGGAAGAAGGCUGAAGCAGCGUCAAAUUCGUUGACGCUCGGUGACGAUGUGUUCAGCCUUGUGGUCCAGCCGAACGUGGAUUGCGCGAUGAUCAUGGCUUUCGUCCUUGUUCUUGACCGGAUCUGUUGGAGACCAUACACUCCCAUGAUUUGUUCCUCAUAGCUCUUGGUGAUGAAGCCCUUUCUGCCAACUAUGUUAUGCAUCGAGUGCUUGCUGAUUCAGUGAUGCAUCAUCACUAAAGUAAAGAAAGGGCAGUGCUCACCAACAAAGACUCUAGUUCGCUAAAUGCAACCGUAAAUUGGCUGCAACCGACUAAGACCUAAUUUGACAAAUUCCUCCAGAUAUAACUUGUAGGUAAACAUGAUUCUAUAUACUUUUUGAAAAAAGAAACUUUGGACACUAUGUAACAUCACUAUUUGAGGCUCUCUUUACCAUUACCCGCUGGAGAAAAGAAUCACAAUUUGUUUAUGCAGAACAAUGA
Molecule: messenger RNA, 1133 nt
Organism: Phragmites australis (common reed)
Lineage: Eukaryota; Viridiplantae; Streptophyta; Magnoliopsida; Poales; Poaceae
Product: protein LURP-one-related 5-like
Exons: 2
Coding region: 107-814 (235 amino acids)
Source: RefSeq, a predicted model, not a curated record